GCAAUAAUAAUCUGAAGACCUGUUUGUUCUUCCAGCUUAUGGGAACUAAAGAAGAGUUUGUUAAAGUCCGGAAGAAGGAUCUGGAACGGCUGACGACUGAAGUGAUGCAAAUACGGGACUUCCUACCCAGGAUACUAAAUGGGGAAGUACUGGAAAGCUUCCAGAAAUUAAAGGUUGUAGAAAAAAAUCUAGAAAGGAAGGAGCAAGAAUUAGAGCAACUGAGAAUGGAUUGUGAGCACUUUAAAGCACGCCUGGAGACUGUGCAAGCCGACAGCAUGAAAGAGAAGAAGGAGAAACUGGCUCUUCGCCAGCAGCUGAAUGAAGCGAAGCAGCAACUCCUGCAGCAGGCAGAGUAUUGCACAGAGAUGGGGGCAGCAGCCUGCACUCUGCUCUGGGGCGUCUCCAGCAGUGAGGAGGUCGUCAAAGCCAUUCUGGGAGGAGAUAAAGCUUUGAAGUUUUUCAACAUCACUGGUCAGACAAUGGAGAGUUUUGUGAAGUCACUGGAUGGGGAUGUCAAGGAGCUCGAUUCUGAUGAAAAUCAGUUUGUUUUUGCUCUGGCUGGAAUUGUGACAAAUGUUGCUGCCAUAGCGUGUGGUCGUGAAUUCCUGGUUAACUUCAGCCGGGUGCUCUUGGACACCAUACUGCAACUUCUGGGAGACUUGAAGCCAGGACAGUGCACCAAACUCAAAGUGCUAAUGCUGAUGUCCCUGUACAACGUGAGCCUCAAUUUGAAAGGCUUGAAGUACAUCAGUGAGAGCCCAGGGUUCAUCCCUUUGCUGUGGUGGCUUCUGAGUGAUCCAGACGCAGAGGUGUGUCUUCAUGUUUUGCGACUUGUCCAGUCAGUGGUUCUGGAGCCAGAAGUCUUCUCCAAGUUGGCCUCUGAGCUCCGGAGUUCUCUGCCCCUGCAGCGCAUCCUGGCCAUGUCCAAGAGCCGCAACCCCCGCCUGCAGGCCGUGGCCCAGGAGCUCCUGGAUGACCUCCGAGCUCUGGAGUGUGAUGCGUAGGCAUGUCCCUCCUCCUUCCCAGGUCCCCACUUGGUGUUCUGAACCAUCACCGAGGGCCAUGUGUUAGAGAUGGCCAGAUGUUCUUGACUAGAGAUGGACGUGAAUGAAUAUGUAUCCACACACCUCCCCCUGGAAGUGAAGGUACUUGUGGGUGGCGAGUUAAUCUUGCCAAGGGAAGCCCGAGAAAGAACCCAUCCUGUCGCAGCAGCCAUGUCAGCUGUGCUGGCUUCUUAGAGGGCUCCUGCUGCUCAGGGGACUUUCUGAGACCUGUGAGUCCCCCCAAAAUGGGAGAUGAAGUAACCACCAGCCCUGAGAUACAUUUAAUUGAAAAACAAUUCAUUCUUUCUCUAGUAAUUAUGACUAAUGCCCCAAAUGCAAGUUUACCUUUAAACUUUUAGUGACUUGCUAGU
This is a messenger RNA of Myotis davidii, 1414 nucleotides long. RefSeq names its product heat shock transcription factor 2 binding protein (gene HSF2BP). The coding region runs from base 39 to 1004 and encodes 321 amino acids. The record is from RefSeq and is a predicted model, not a curated record. NCBI's taxonomy places the organism in Eukaryota, Metazoa, Chordata, Mammalia, Chiroptera, Vespertilionidae. The transcript has 7 exons. Gene Ontology annotation, cellular component: cytosol.